AUGAUUCUAGAGCUUAGUUUCAUUCCACCAGAAUUUUUGGUUUUGGGAGGGCCAUUUCUCCCUCAUAUUGAGCGCAUUAUUCGAGAUAAAGCAGCAACCAUGGAGUCACCUGUAGUGUUGGCAUGCGAUACUGGGAAUUGGUGUACUGCAAAAAGUUUCAGUACACUCAAUGGAAAGCCUUGUCAAAUUUGUGAUAUAGUGAUACAAGUAGUGAAAGACUUGAAGAUGUCCUGUAAGUUACAUGAUGUGAAGUUGAAAAUGCUUGGAGAUCAUCAACUUCAAAAUGCAGCUACUGCUACUUGUGUAGCACUUUGUCUUCGUAAUUCAGGAUGGAGUAUUUCUGAUGAAUCUAUUAGGUCUGGUUUAGAGCAUACACACCUCCUCGGAAGGAGUCAAUUUCUAACAUCUGAAGAAGCAGAUGUAUUAGGACUUAAAGGAGCAACAGUACUGGUUGAUGGAGCUCAUACCAAAGAAUCAGCGAAAGCUCUGAUGAAUACAAUAAAGAUGGCAUUUCCCAAGACUCGAUUGGUUUUUGUUGUAGCAAUGGCAAGUGACAAAGACCAUGUGGGGUUUGCUCGAGAGAUUCUCUCAGGGGUACAUGUGGAGAUUGUCCUCUUGACAGAAGCUGCUAUUGCUGGAGGUGUAACUAGAACUACUCCAGCUUCUUUGUUGAGGGAUUCUUGGAUUAAAGCUUCUGAUGAGCUCGACAUUGGGAUAGUUCAUGAUGGAAUGGCAGAAUAUAGUGAAUUAUUAAAGAAGCAUCAAAUGGGCUCUGAAAGCAAUUUGGGUGAUGGUAAGAUCAUAUUGGCUACUGAGUCAUGUUUAAACAGUUGUUUGAGAGCUGCAAAUAAGAUUCUAACAAGAGGGGAAGAAAAGGGUAUUAUUGUCUUCACUGGGUCUCUGCAUAUGGCAGCUUUAGUCGUAGCUUCUCUUGCUGGUUAA
Molecule: messenger RNA, 942 nt
Organism: Sphenostylis stenocarpa
Lineage: Eukaryota; Viridiplantae; Streptophyta; Magnoliopsida; Fabales; Fabaceae
Source: the annotation of a GenBank genome assembly